AAGAAUGCACUAGUUUAUUGGAUAGCUAGGCCAUGAGAUCCUAUUGCGAAUAACCUUAUCUAUAUACUGGACCGGCUGAAAUACGUAGUCACAAUAGUUUAACGAUAUUUAUUGCCAAAAAAAAGAAAUAAAUCAAUAUUUACUGCCAUAAUUUUCAUAAAAUAUUACUAGGAGUCUAGGAUCACUAGCAAUCUUCUAAAUAAUGGUCCUAAUUAGGGGAUAAUUGGCUAAUGGAUAUCACAGGCUGGUUCGACUAUGAGAGAUAUAUAUACACAUAAUAUAUAUGCUUACUUUAAUUAGUUCACUUUUAAAUUCGUAAGUAAUACCAUCCGAGCAUCAUUCUAAUAUCCACAGGCACACACUUGCACGCACGCGAAGAUUUGUGUCAGUAUAAAAUUUAUAACUAGAUUUUGUUGUCGUAUUUAACUUGGUAAAAAUGAAGUACCAUACUAGUAUAAUUCAUAGGAGUAGGAAGUAGGGCAGUAGAUUGUUAAUUGUUUCAUUGUUGAGACCCUGAUUCAAAGGUUUGACCACUGUAAGCAAUGUGGUCAGUGACAAAAAUCAUCAUGAAUUUCAGGGACUAUUUGGUACGACACGAUACCGUAUUUAAAGUCUUCUUCUUACUUUUCCCAUAUUUGACUCAAAGUCUUCUUCAUUUUCUGGCACAACAUUGUGUAAAACUGUACUUUUAGAUUGAGUUUGUCAGAAUGAUAGACGCAUCAUGACAUCUUUGAAUAAUACUAGUAAUAUAUAACGAAAUAAUAUACACAGUUGCACAAAAAAGAAAAGAAAAGAAAAAAUACACCCAGUUUUCACCUCCAACGACAAGACGAUCUGGCGUGUGGAAAGCCACACUCCAAGUCUCCAACCUAAACUACAGUUUGUAACCUCGUGUAAUUUAUUUUGUCUACAGUCUUACUAGGAAUUUAUUAUUCAUUUAAAGAUUCUCCAAUAAAAAUUGACAUGAAAGAUCAAAACUAACUGUCACAUGACUAUCAUCGCUUAGUUUUGGAUUCGAGAUUUUUCUAUAACAGAGGUUCCAUAAUGUUAUGGAUAAAAAUAAACUCUCAUAACAAUCAAAAGUGAUAUUAUGAAGAGAGUAGAACAUUCUUGUGUAAAGUAAAUUAACCAUGCCUUUAAGCCAGGAAACAUAUGGAGUUUUUGUUGUUGUUUGAGAUAUUCGGUGCUUUUACUAGUAACAUUUUCUAAUAUCCACUGUCCACAAUCAAAAGCUAUAAUCGAAAGUUGAUUAUUAUUUUUGGAUAAAAUAAAUAGUUUAAAAUAUAGUAAUGUGAGUUAAACUGGAAAACUUUUACGUGCGAGAAUCUAUUUACACAUCAGCAUGAAUAUAUAAAAACUAUAAAAGAUAACCAAGAAUAUAUUUAUAAGUAUACGUAUAUUAAUUUAAUUGGUCAAAUGUUUUUGUUCCAUUUUUUAUUUUAUUUUCCAGUGCAAAGCUUGUUAAGCAUAUUCGACCUCCAAUAUAGAUAAACUUUUCAUAUUAGGAUAUCAAAAUAAUUUUUAUUUAUCACAUGUAGUGAGUGUCUAGAAAAAUCGAAAAUAAGCAACAAAUGUUCCGAAACGAUGAGACAUUAAUAAUAUUCUGAAGCAUAAACGACGUGUACACGGCCUUCACACCGUUGAUGCAUUAUUUUGGUCAUAUUCGAGUUUCAGCAAUUCAAUCAACUUGCUAACACAUAUAUAUUCAUCAUCAAUUUUCUUUUUUCUCUUUUCUUUUUCCCCCAUAUCCAUUGGCUUAAUCAAAAGGAACAAAUUCCUUCCACAUAAUCACAAGAAGAAGCAAAGUAGAAUCUUAUAGUGUUGCAGGAGUUUUUAAUGGGCCUAAUUUAUGAAAAUGAGCAAAAUAGGCCCAUAAUGAUGACUAUAGCUAUGGGCUUUUGACAAUCUAUAGCAAACGAUCACGUAUGCCCCUUUUAAAAGCAACAUGAAAAUUACAAACACGUUCGCAGUAGAGAAGAAGAGUUAAUGUUUGUACGAUGGACGUUUAAAAGGUUCCUACUUCUUAUAGUAACCGAUUUUGACUAUUCUUUUCAUUUUGGAAAUGGCAAUGGCAGCAGCGUCGUCAUCUCUUGUUCUCUUCCACAAACCUACCUGCAAUUUUUAUUUUCAACAUUCCUCUGCCCCAGCUUACAUUAGUUCCCCUCGAAGAUGUAGCUUAAUCUUUCCUAUGAAUAGUAGGAGGAGUCUUUGCUCUUUCUCUGCCCCUAAAACUAUGGCCUAUUUAGUCAAAACUCAUGCCUUGAGAGACGGCGAAGAAGAACGGUUUCAGACGCUCCAGCAAGAUGCUUUCAUUACUAAUCCGUCGAAUGAUUUGGUCGGUGGUGGGAUCAACGCCGCCGCUAAUCGUCUGAGCAAAUGGGUUGUAGCUGCUCUGUUUGGAUCGGUUCUGCUUCUACGACGUGAUGGUGCAUCCUUGUGGGCUGUCAUUGGCUUUAUUUCCAACUCUCUGCUUUCGGUUACUCUAAAACGCAUACUUAACCAAGAGAGACCGGUUGCAACAUCGCGUUCUGAUCCUGGCAUGCCAUCCUCUCAUGCUCAGUCCAAUUCUUUCAUCUCUCUCUUUACCCUCUUCUCUGUUAUGGAGUGGCUUGGAGCCAAUCCACUCUCUCUGUUCCUUAGUGGCCUCAUCCUCGCAUUGGCUUCUUACUUUACAUGGUUAAGGGUGUCUCAGAAGCUUCACACGACCAGUCAAGUUAUGGUUGGUGCGAUCGUGGGGUCUGUUUUCUCCACCUUAUGGUACAUCACUUGGAACUCACUUGUUCUCCAAGCUUUUGCCUCGUCACAGAUAGCCGUCUUUACGGUUGCUGCUGCAUCUGCCUUAGGUUCUGCAGUUUAUGUGCUACUAAACUGGUCCAAAGAAGACAGAUGACAAGUUAAAUGCUUUAAUAGUAUUCCUUUUGUUUCCACAUUGUCUGAGCUACAUAGUAAUCAUCACCCUUACCACUUAAAGAGUUAAGGAUCACAAAUUUGAAUUGACUCAAAA
Messenger RNA from Brassica napus (rape), 3004 nucleotides. Its product is annotated as lipid phosphate phosphatase epsilon 2, chloroplastic-like. Gene Ontology annotation, cellular component: intracellular membrane-bounded organelle; endoplasmic reticulum membrane. Gene Ontology annotation, biological process: protein N-linked glycosylation; lipid biosynthetic process. Lineage: Eukaryota; Viridiplantae; Streptophyta; Magnoliopsida; Brassicales; Brassicaceae. The record is from RefSeq and is a predicted model, not a curated record. Gene Ontology annotation, molecular function: dolichyldiphosphatase activity. The transcript is spliced from 4 exons. Bases 2063 to 2890 code for a protein of 275 amino acids.